CCGUAGAACCAGCAAAGGGUUUUCAUCUCCAUCUAUCCGUCCGUUCCCCCGAAAAACCCUAAACAAUGGCGGCCGUAGCAGCAACGACAUCGCCCGUCGAGUCCGUCCAGUGCUUCGGCCGGAAGAAGACCGCCGUCGCCGUCACCCACUGCAAGCGAGGGAGGGGACUCAUCAAGCUCAACGGGACUCCGAUCGAGCUCGUGGAGCCGGAGAUCCUCCGUUUCAAGGCCGUCGAGCCGAUCCUCCUCCUCGGCCGACACCGCUUCAGCGGCGUCGACAUGCGGAUUCGGGUCAAGGGAGGCGGCCACACCUCCCAGAUCUACGCCAUUCGUCAGAGCAUCGCCAAGGCGCUGGUUGCUUUCUACCAGAAGUUUGUGGACGAGCAGAGCAAGAAGGAGAUCAAGGACCUCCUCGUCGGUUACGACAGGACUCUGCUGGUGGCCGAUCCCAGGCGCUGCGAGCCCAAGAAGUUUGGUGGUCGUGGUGCCCGUUCUAGGUUCCAGAAGAGUUAUCGCUGAGCUGCGGGUGAUUUCGUUCUGUGUCAAUUUCAGUUAUGCUGGGUUAUUAUUAUAUUUUGAUUCCUCAACUUUUGUUGCUUGGAGAACUGGAACUUGUUUAGUUUUUCACUCUUUCUCAAACAGGGUUUUUGGAUUGUGAAGAGCGUCCUUCGUGGCCCUCCUAUGAAUGUUAAGGUCUAAUUUGCAGCCUGGAAUCCAUUUAGUUUCACAUAUACCGUUUCGUUGGUUUCGAUGAGCUCUAUUGCUUGCUUGUUGAAUGUGAUAUUCCUUUCAUUGCUGCCUUUGUUAGGACUAGCCGAGUAAGCCAUAGGUUAGUGUUCUGCAUUGUUUUUUUGGCUGGCUGAGCUACUGUCCGCGGGUGUGGUUACGACGAGAACUUAGAUCAGGACGAGCUUAUUAGAAAUGAGAUCGUGCCCAUUAGGGAUGUGGUUCAUUGUCUGCUUUAGCUUAGUUGCUACUUGAACAAGGGGUUUGGGGGCUUAGGGCUACAACAAACUCUAGGCAUACCA
Linum trigynum is the source of this 1027-nucleotide messenger RNA. The record is from the annotation of a GenBank genome assembly. NCBI's taxonomy places the organism in Eukaryota, Viridiplantae, Streptophyta, Magnoliopsida, Malpighiales, Linaceae.